Messenger RNA from Xiphophorus hellerii (green swordtail), 1541 nucleotides. RefSeq names its product multiple coagulation factor deficiency 2, ER cargo receptor complex subunit (gene mcfd2). The record is from RefSeq and is a predicted model, not a curated record. The transcript has 4 exons. Gene Ontology annotation, molecular function: calcium ion binding. Lineage: Eukaryota; Metazoa; Chordata; Actinopteri; Cyprinodontiformes; Poeciliidae. Bases 129 to 581 code for a protein of 150 amino acids.
UGAGCUGUCGUGUCCAUAAGGCGGUACGGGAAGCUGCUUGGUCCAUUAUAGUUCCCAGCGCUCGCUAACAGAAAAGCGAGGAAACAACACCUUAGCGGUUUGCAGCAGCCACACCGAUUACUUGAAAGAUGAGGCGUCGUGCACAGUGGGGGGGUCUGAUCCUCUUCCUGUCCUGCUCUUUUCUGUGUGCUCACUCUCAGUUGUCUCCACACCAGCAGCAGCCUCCUCCUGUAGUGGGAGGCUCAGCUCAGAUAACUCGCCUUGACAGAAACAUGGUGCAAGACAAAGACCACAUCAUGGAGCACUUGGAGGGGGUCAUCGACAAACCUGAGAAAGACAUGACGCCCCAGGAGCUUCAGCUGCAUUAUUUUAAGAUGCACGACUACGAUGGGAACAACCUGCUGGACGGCCUGGAGUUGGCCACUGCUAUUACACAUGUACACAAAGAGGAGAGAGGGGAGAACAGCCAGCCAAUGAAGGAGGAGGAGCUCAUCGCGCUAAUCGACGACGUCCUGAGGGACGACGACAAAAACAACGACGGGUACAUCGACUACGCAGAGUUCGCCAAAUCGCUGGAGUAGAUCGCCUCGCUGUUUCUUCGUUUUCAAUCCUGAAGGAGAAUCCUGAAUGAGGGGAGAGGCGGCAAGCUGCUCCGUCUUUCACGGAAAUCAUCUUUGUAAUUUACAAAGCUUGUGACAGUUCUUUCAUACCAGAUGGAAUGUAAUUCCACCGAAUUACAAAACAGUAGCCUUUGUACCCUGUUUUUGUAGAUUGUGCCAUUUUCAAAGGGUCAGUUUAACCAAAUUAUUUUUUUAUUCUGACUUUAGCGGCCUCUAUGCUACGUGUUUUCUACCAAAGUACGCCAGCCAGCCACUGUACUGCAGUAAACAAACCAAUGAAGUAGUUUGGUUGAACUGACCCAACGGCCCAGUUCAUUUCAAACUCAUACGCACUAUUUUAAAUUAAAUUCAACACACCAGCUGUUUGAGUCUCUGCAUUUAGGACCAAAUGAUUCCUUGUGAAGAUAAUUGGGCAAAAAUGACGUUCCCACACCAACAAAUGCUGAGCAAGUUAGCUGCGCCCCCUUCUGGUCGGCCGGAGGACGCAGGCUCUUAAUCAGUCGCAAUAGGAAUGUAUAGCAGAGCUGCAUCAGAUUCUGCGACACUGAAUAAGCUAGACUGGAAGCACACUGGCAGACUCUUCUGCAAGCUGGACUUUCAGGAAAGCACUUGAAUGCAACACGAUUCCUUCAGAUGUUAGCUGCCUUUUUUUAAAAUGCUCUGUUCAAACGCAUCAGGUCAGGUUUGUUCAGUCCAUCAGCGUUUGCUUCAUAUGGAUGAACUCUAUUUUCUUUUCUUUGAUUUUACCAACCAGUGUUGAUUCUUCAAUGGGUUCUGAUUGUGGAGAGAAAUGAUGUAAAGGUUGGGAAAAGGUUUGGAAAUAUAACUCUGGAAUGUGAAAACAAAACUGUUCUCUCAGUUACUAUUAAGGUAAAUUAUGUUUGGUUCUGGGAAACUCAUGAAAUCAAAUUUAUUCUCUGA